AUGAUGCCCGUUGCCCUGUUCUUCCUUUUGGUUGCAUCGGUCGCCACAUCAGCUAGUGGCAGACCAGUGAACCCGUUUGCCUUUGAUAAGGUCCGUAUCGAACGACACGCUGUGUCGACUUCCAUGGCAAAAGCCACGUUUCGACGCAUUCUGACAGCAGCCCUACCCAGUCCUCAAGACAGCUUUGACAUGAAUUUGAUAGGGCUCAAAGGGGACGCUGGAUCCCAAUGGGAUCAACUCCUUGGCAAGAGCGAACGCGCUAGGAUGUUUCACAAAAUUGUCGGUGGAAGCAAGGUCGACCAAUCCAGAGCCACCGGCAUUCUGCGCCUGGAACACCUCCGCCAUCAAUCGACGACCAAGGCAAUCAUACAUGCAGCGGUUGACAACAGUGUGCUGGAGGAUGGCGGGACCAUCCAUUUGUACUUAUCCCUCCCCAAUUCCGCAGCGUUGGGCAACCACACGGACAUUACCAACAUUUUUGUACUGCAACUCGUGGGAUCCAAGGAUUGGGUUUUCUGCCAAGAAGAAGAAAAUGCCUUUUACCACACCAGUCUCCGUGGCAAAUUAGACAAGUGUACCACCUACAACGUGGAGGAAAUGGAGCAUAUGGAGUGUACACGAGAAACCCUCUAUCCAGGAGAUGUGUUGUAUCUUCCCAAGCGCGUGGUGCAUUCAGCCCGAGCCACCGACAGUGGAUUGUCCGCUCACCUUACGUUUGGCUUGUCCGACCACAUGUGCUCGGAAGACUCCCGGAAAGUUUUCUUGCCUGCUAAUAAUAGAGCUUUAUCCGACACUUGUAACUCGGACGAAGGUGGCUCUUCGUGCAACACUGGCUGCACCGGGUCUUGCGACGACAGCUGUGACAGUGGCUGCAACCAUAGUUGCGACUAUGGGAUUGCAUCUUGUGACAGUUCUUGUGAUGGACGCUGUGACUACAGCUGUGACACGUUGUGCAACGAGGGCUGCGACAUCUGCCCCAAUAUGCCCACGAGCCCUACCGUGCCCUUGCCAACGGCAGCACCAGCGGUAUCCGAUAGCCCGUCUCUGGCACCAUCACAAAAGACACCACUUCCGACGGGCGCCCCAACAGUAGCUCCUACUUGGCCACCCACCACCAUGCCGACAACGCGGACACCCACCUCCAAGCCGAUUGCUCCCACGAUGAUGGAGCCGACCACCGCUGCUCCAACGGCGACGUUCAUUCUUCCCUUUCUUGUAUGCCGAGUCAAACUUCAUGGCCGUGACAGCAACAAUGAUGGUCUCAUGUCCCAAACCGAGUUUCUGUUCUUUGUCAAUGGCCUUCCUUUCACGGACGAACACUAUCCAUCGUUCGAGUCCCUCCCAUCUUCGGUACAAGCCGUUUACAAUAGCUAUGCAUUGGCGGACACAGGACAAAUCGAUAUCUUUGGAACUGGCCUGUUGGAACAAGCAACUCAGGACAAGCUUGACACUCUCGAACAGUUCUGUUUUGAUACCCAAAUGGCAUGGGCUCAAAGUGAAGCAGGAGCGACUACGGCAGCCCCGUCAUUCCCUCCCACUACUACCCAGCCAACCUCAAGUGCAUCGGCGCUUCCAACUGCUCCACCGACUCAAGUGCCAACCAAACAGCCAACAUUGCAUCCUUCGAUGAGUCCCUCCGCCCCACCAACAUCUUCAAGUCCUUCACUUUCACCAACAUCUCCCCCCACUACCGCACCAACAAAUAAGCCUUCAAUGAGUCCCUCACCUCCACUUACGUCCCCCCCCACUACCUUGCCAACACUGCAACCAACUUCAAGGCAGCCAACAUCAAGUCCUUCCCCCACUGUCGUUCCAACAAAGCAGCCAAUGUUUACUUCAUCUCCUCAAACUUCUCCACCAACCACCUUUCCAACAAAGCAGCCUUCAUUGAGCCCUUCAACUCUUCUGACGUUCCCCUUCACGGAGCAGCCUACAAAGAAACCAUCAUCAAGUCCUUCACCUCCGCCAAUUUCCCCCCUGACAGAGCCACCAACAAAGAAGCCAACUUCGAGUCCUUCACCUCUUCCAAUUUCCCAUCCCAGUGCUUUGCCAAGUGCUUUCCCUUCAGUGUCAUCACACCCCACCAUUUUGCGGAUUGGGUCCAAUAUCUUUGCCCCCACCAACAAUCCUCAUGAAAGCCCUGGAAAUCUUGGACAACCACCUUCCAAAGAAUCAACAACAAAGUCUCCCAGUAGACAUCCGUCAUCCUGGCCAUCAACGUUGUUGACCUCAAACCCAACACAUGAUCCAACAACUGACCCAUCCAUAGUGCCUACGCAAGUCCCAUCAAGACCGCCCAUGCCUCAUUCAGCACAGACCCCAUCUGUCACACCAGUUGGCCUUCCAAGCCUGGAAGCAACCAUACCAUCAAAUGGAAGCUCUGCCGUCGCUUUUGAGCUUGCCGCAAUGGGAGAGGUAUGUUCAGGGGACAACGACUGCGAGACUGGGGCAUGCCAUUGGACAAAGACUUCUGUCAGUAAUACCGGUAGCAGUGGAGGGUGUGUCUGCAAUCAAGUGACUCAUGCUGGUUGCGCCAACGGAACGCAUUGUGCUGUUGUGGCCCACGACCACAAGAACAACAGCAGCUUCCCCGCAUGUAGAGUAUCCAAUGGCCACGAAUGCACCAGAGACUCGCAGUGCCACAGCAAUCGUUGCGUCUUUGGAGACAACCAAGCUCAGGAAAGGCACAACAUUUUCGACCACAGGACUUUUGAGGGAGUAUGUGGUCCGGGGCCAGUUACAGCAACCGCCGAGCCAGGGCCGACAGAAGCACCCGGAACAACUACUUUGAACGGCUCGGUAAACCAAGACACCCCAUUCUCUUGCUCUCAUAAUAGUCUUCUUUUCGGACAAGUUGCUACGCUUUCUGCGCUCAUCAUCGCUCUUGGCAUGAUCUUCUAG
This is a messenger RNA of Seminavis robusta, 2901 nucleotides long. The record is from the annotation of a GenBank genome assembly. NCBI's taxonomy places the organism in Eukaryota, Bacillariophyta, Bacillariophyceae, Naviculales, Naviculaceae.